AUGGGCUGUAUAACUACCAAAUAGGAAAAGACUAAAUAACUGUAGCUUACUUAACAUUAGAACGAUAAAAUUAAUGAGAAUGGUAAUCAUGACAUAAAGUAGAAUAACUAAGAUAAUUUGACAAAAUUAACUGCAGACAAUAAAAACGAGAAUAAGUCAGUAUAGCAUAAUGAUGUUCAAUAAAUUGCGCACAAUGGAGAAUAAAACUUCUAACAAAAAUAAGAUUAGCAAAAUUAGGGAUAGUAAAAUAAAAUAAAUCAGGAAAAUUAAGUGGUUUCUAACAACACCACAGAAGUGAUAAAAGUAAAUAGUUAAAGCGAUACAAAAAAGAAGUAUGAAGAGAAUUAACAUGCUCAAUUGAAGACAACUAAUUAACUUAAUUAGAUGAGUGGAUAGAAAAAUUAAAAUACUGAUAAAACUAAAAAUUAAAACUAAAAUCAAAUGAUAGAUCAUGAAGAGUGUAAUAUAGAUGACAUAGAUGAAGGAGUACAAGUUAAAACCAUUAACUAAGCAUAAGUAUCUAGAAAUAUCCACCUUAAUUUGAAUAAAGAAAAUCAAAUGCAUCACAGCAAGCAAAAUAAAAAUGUAGAAAAAAAAGGGCAAAAAUUAAAUUCAGAUCAAAAAUAAAAAGUGUUGGAUAAUCCAUAACCUGAAAAUAAUAAUUAAUAGUAAUAAUAGUAAUAAGAUGCAGAUAAAAAUUAAAAUUAGAAUCCAUAUUCAACUUAAUCAGCUGCUUUCUCUUAGCAGUAGCAACUUGUUUCUGGUGCUCCUAAAUUGCUUCAACAAUAAGAUUUCCCUUAACAAAUAAAGAAGUUGGAUGAUGAGUAGGCUUAAAAAGCACUCGAACAAUAUGAGAAAUUGAUGUAAAAUUAACAAUAAAAAUCUGUUAAACCAUAAUACUAAUCAUAAGUUGACGAAAACUCAUUGAAUGCUAAUUUAAAAUAAGCUAUUUCUAAUUUAGAUUGGUAACAGGCUUUAUUUAUUAAUACUUCUUUACUAAAAAUAUACACGGAGAGAUAGCAAAAUAAAUCUAAUGCUGCAUAGGAAAAUUUGAUUAAGGGAACUUUAUAAAAGCAAAUUGACCUUUUAUGGAGGAAUGGUUUAUUCGAAAAAUCAUAUUUUUAUGCUUCAAAUUAUCUAGGAGAGGAUACCGAAGCUUUGUAUACCGCUGCAAACUACUUGUUUAUGAUAGGAAAAUAUUAAGAAGCUUUUGAAAAGAUUAGUAUAUGUAUAAGUAAUACUAUAUCUUAUAAUCUUUAAAUAAAGCCAGAAUAUAUAAUUUGUGCUGGCAACUGUUUACUUGAAAUAGAUUAAAUUAAACUAUUUUAACAAUUUUUAGAUUAACUUCCUAUAAAAACCUGUUAAUCUCUCAAUACAAGUGAAAACCUAAAUGUUAUUGCAGAGUAGUAUAUUAGAAUAAAAAAAUUUGAUACAGCAAAAGAUAUAUUAAAUAAAAUAUUAAGCAACCAAAAAGAAAACAUAAAUGCCUUAAUAAAUUUAGGUAUACUCGUAGGCUUUGAUGACCCAAAGAAGUCAAAAUAAUACUAUUAAAAGGCUUUAGAAAUAGCUUAAAGUAAAAACGAUAAAAAUCAAAACGACACAAACAUUCAGUUUUUAAAGAAUAUGAUUAAUUCAUGUUGA
Tetrahymena thermophila SB210 is the source of this 1641-nucleotide messenger RNA. RefSeq lists its product as hypothetical. The record is from RefSeq and is a predicted model, not a curated record. Lineage: Eukaryota; Ciliophora; Oligohymenophorea; Hymenostomatida; Tetrahymenidae. Gene Ontology annotation, molecular function: protein binding. The transcript has a single exon.